CGUUCCUCGCCGCCGAGUACGGCGGCGCAAUGGGACAACUACGGUCGUUUGUCCUUUUGUUUUUGCUUUUUCCCUUCCGUUCCGGACUGUGUAGCUAAAGGUGCUCCGAGCUGCUUUGAUGCCCCGCCUCUAACGGCCCUGCAGGAGCAACGGAGCGGAUACGCGGGACCAGGCAGUCGUUUCUUCGCUGGCCUCAGGCUGAAUUCUGCAUAUUUGCCAGAAGUUGCAUUGACUCGGCAGAAGCAUUUGUGGGUCUGUGUGGACAAGAGUUAUUGCAUGUGCUGAAACAGUCCCCUCGAAAAGCAGUUGUCAUGCUGUCAUAUGUACAAAAGUUCCACUGUUUAGGGAUACUGUUAUGUAAAUUAAAGAGUGCUGCAGUGUAGUAAUGUUAAAACGUUGCAAGCAAACAACAAAAUGAGCAAGAGAACAAGCAGUGACAUUCCAUUAGGAAGGAUGAGUUCAGCAGCAUUCCCAUCUCCAGCUGCCGAAAUGGCAGAAAUGAAUCGCAUUCAAUAUGAAAUUGAGUAUACUGAAGGGAUCAACCAGAGAAUGAGGGUUCCAGAAAAACUUAAGGUAGCUCCACCAAACGCUGACCUUGAACAGACAGCUCCUGAAGGAGGACUUCCAAAUGCCAGUGUAACAAUGCAAGUGCCGGAGCGCAUUGUAGUGGCAGGCAAUAGUGAAGACAUUCCACUUUCCAGGCCACCAGAUCUAGAUCUUCUCCAGUCGACGCCGUUCAAUCCUCUGUCACUGAAAACACCACCCCGUGUUAUUUCACUCAGUGAACGGCCACUAGAUUUUCUGGACCUAGAAAGAGCCACUCCUCAGACGGAAGAGGUUCGCUCAGUAGGAAGACUGAGAAGAGAACGUUCAGUGAGUGAGAAUGCAACUCGUCAGAAUGGUCAACUGAUAAAAAAUGAUUCUAUUGCGACACCAUCACCUCAGCAGGUUCGUGUUUGUCCUCCCCAAAUGUUCACUGAAGAUGGAGCUAAUCUUUACUCUGCCCGGGGCAUUUUGUCGCUCAUCCAGUCUUCUACCCGUAGGGCUUACCAGCAAGUCUUGGAUGUGCUGGAUGAAAAUUGCAGAUUCUCAUACUCUAAGCCUCUUCAGGACUGCAGCUGUCCCUCUCCAGGUGUUAACCCCAGGUCCAGUCAAUGCUCCACAUUCUUGAAGAUUGCGCCACCAAGAAAAAUUCAAAAAAGAUUUGCCACUUGGGUGAUCCAGAACAUAGUGUUAGCUGACCAAAUCAUUGGCUUUGAAUUCUGGUGAGUUUAAGGUACAUUUGCUUUGGGGAUUGCCACUUCAGUUGCCUUUGAAUACAGCAUCCCUUCUGCUACUUGUUCUGUGUUGCUCCCUGGUAAACAGUAGACAACUAAAUGUUUAUGUAGCAUUGUUGUUUGGAUAUCUGAGCUCUAGCAGACCUGGUAUUGCAAUACCCCCAACUCACCUCCAGAAAGUUAGCUUGCUACUUGUCUUAUGUGUGAUGUGCAGAGACCAGACAGACAGGUUGCCUCCCUAUAACUGUAGUUCUCUGAGUGGUCCUCUGUACAUUUACACAACCUAUUCACCAUCCCAUUUUUGUGUCAAAGUCAAGUUCAAUAUUGUCACCAGAGUCAUCUGUAGUAUUGAUGUUGGUGUCUAACUUAAUACUGAGAAUUUUCCUUCCAAAAGGUGGGCUCAGGGACAUGAAGGAAUAGGUGGGAACCCACUAAGGAAAUGCACACUAGGAUGGGAGAGGGGGUCCACCCAAAUUCCUCGGUUAUAGAAGUUUUAGAAUUGAGUGACAGAGCUUGUAUAAGUGACUACACAAAUGACCAUACAGAGACAUACAGUUACAUGUAAUUAAACUGUCUUUGCUACAUGGACCAUGCAUGUCUCUGGAAAUUACUUGGGCUGACUUGCAGCUGACUGUGGAUUUCCCACAAAUGGUGCUGUGUGGGGGACAAUGCUAUAUUAUAUGAUAUUUUUGUCUGCAGUGUUUGAACUAGGAUAACUAUUGAACACAAGAAAGUAAUGAUUAGAUGUUGUAACUGGUGAGUGAUGGAUAUGUAUGUUUAGUCUUGUUCUAAGACUGGAAGCUAUUAAACCUGGAAUAUAUACUUUUAGCAAAUGUAUUUUAGAAUACCACUAGAAUAUCAAUUUUCUCUUGGGUGUGGAAGAACAACCUCAUGUGGAGUCCCUCUUUUCCUUUAUAACUCGUAAUUCAACCUAUUCUUGUCCUUCUGUCUUAAAACAUGCAUUUUUCUAGACUCCAUCAACCGAAUUUCAGAAGCUAAGUAGGGUCAGGCCUGGUUAGUAUUUGGAUGGGAGACUUGAGACUUGCAUUAAGCAGGCAGUUGGACCUGAUGGCCUUCUAGAUCUUUUCCUGAUCCUGUAAGAUCUUGCCCUGUCCUGUCCUAUCUUUGGCAGAUGUUGGCUGGAACAAGGAAACAUUCAAUAUAUGGCAGGAGUGAAAAAUGUAUGGCCUUCUAUAACUUUCAUGAUCCCUAGUCAUCAUAGCUAAUACCAAGAGAUUACAGGAGUUACUGUUCGACAUCAUGUGAGAAGCUACACAUUCCCCAUUCCUGGCAUAAGGAGUUGUAGAGAAUGGGCCCAUCUCUGUUCCUUAUAUACUGAUUCAUCAUUGGAUUCUGAGGAGGAGGAGGAGGAAGUUGGGGAGAGGACUUUGACAUUUAAAGGCUAACUAGUGAAGGUUCUCAGGCUUAGCAUAAAAUCAGCCUACUUUAGAAGGGACUGAAGAAUUUUCAGGAGGAGAGGGAAAGCAUAUGCAAGUCCCAGUUCUUAACCUACUGAGAAGGCAUAGGGAGAAGUGAGCUGCUCAUUUGGAUGGUGUCACCAUUCUUGCCAUCUUGUCCUCAAGCAGUGAGAACCACCAUAGAGUCAGAAGCUUUACUGAAAGGAAGGAUGGAAGGAAAGUUUUCAUUUUGAAUUCAACAUUUUGCAUGGGCAGAAGCAUCUCCCUUAGCUUUGGUAGAAGGCUAUUUAGAGUUCAUUCUGUUCAGUAAUCUGUAUACCUUCAAUAGAAGAACAGCACUUCAAAGGAUUGUCUUCAGUUUAAUAACCAGAACCAAAGAGGAGUGGACCAGCUGAGUCAGGAUGUGGGAUAAAUUGUACUAUAUGGUACAAGUCAGAGGCAGAAAAGCUUUCAACAAUGAACCUAUAUUUUUAUAAUAUUCCAACUUAUGCAAAUUAGUAUAGAAACACAAGCCCUGUUUCUCUACAAGCAUCUUAUUAGUGCCUUAGGGGCAGGCUUGUAUUUAAGUGCUAGACUGAUAGGGAUGUAUGACCUGGAAAUGCAUGCAUGAAAUUCUAUACAGAUGAGUGGGCAGAUUGGCAGAAGAAAGUGCUCCAUUCUUCCUCUAUGUCCAAGGUAGAAAUGGAGAGAUUGGUUAGUGGUAGAUCAUAUGUUAGCUUAGUGGUAGAUCAUAUGCUUUGCAUUCAGAAGGUCCCUAUUUUAUUCCAUGGCUUCUCCAAGCAAGAUGCAGAAAUAAUCUGGAGAAUCACUGCCAGUCAUUGUUGACAAUACUGGCAAGCCAAUGGUGUCUCUUCCUAUGUUCCAAACAGAAUGUUAGAGAAGCAAAACCCCAUCCCCAUAUUCAACACAGAAAUCUAUAGUGCUGUCUGCUUGUUUGAAGGGAUACCGGUAAGGUGCUCUUCAUGUGUCGUCUGCUGUCAACAGUACCUUGCAACAUGGCAGGCAGCAGCAGAACUGAGUGGCUGGGAAGGUAAUAAUUUAAAUUUUCUACAGUGCACCAAUGUGACAUUAGGUUGGAGCAUCAUGGGAAAUUAAAAUGGUAGUUAGACUCAGCCACUCAGUGCUGUUUAGACUGGUAAACUGAAAAAAGUUAACGGGAUCUACCCAGUGCAAGAUCAGUGGCAGAUUGUUCCAGAGCCCUGGAGUUCUGGCAGCUGUUCAAGAACACUAAGGAAAAAUUUAAGUCCUGGUUUUUCAUCAUUUUUUGCCAACUCCAAGUAAAAUAUUUUAAGCAAGUAAUUUUUCUAGGCUUAUCUAUAGGGUUGGUUUUUAUUUUACUUUUGUCUGGGAAUGUAAAACACCAGGUCUCCAACAGCUAGAGACCAGCCCAAGACACCUGUGCUGCUAUAAAGGUCAGAGGGCAAACUUCAGUUGUGCUCCCCCCUCAAAAAAAACCCCUUUGGUUUUGCCUAUAACAUAUAUUGAUUUCAAAUUGAUUGUAGAUGUUUGUGGCUUUAUGUUUACAGUUUAGUGCCAAUUAAAAAUGAGUCCCCAUAUUAGCUGUGAAGUUGUCUUAUGCUUCUUUUCUGAUCAGUGGAAUUAUGUAAUAUAUCAUUUUCAUAUUGAAGUUAAAUAACAUGCAUACCAUUCAGGAACCAGUACUUUGGGUAAUAAUAGAUACCUAUCAGACUUGUGUAUUAUAGCAAUUAUUUGCUUUGCAUCUUGUCAGAAGACUUCAUAGUAGUUUAUGUAAGUGUGUUCAGAAAUCUUUAGUGAGGGUGGUUUAUGUUAAGGCACCUGUAGCAACACUGGUGUAUUUUGCCUUGAUUGCUUUUCCUAAGAUGAGUGGAGACACUGGCUGGGUUCACACAGCAAGACAAGCAACCCUAUGUAGUUACCAUAGUUCAUACUUUUUUUUUACCAUGAUCUACCCGACAGACAAACAGAUGUUUUCUAUGUUGUCAUGGUUUCCAUCCUCCCUACUUAGUCCUCCCACUGUUGGAAUGUAUCCCAUCAGCCACUGCACCUGAAAUUCAGUCCGUAGGGUCAUCAGUUCCUGCUUAUGUUGUCUGAUUCUUCCUCAUUGAUCUCUUCAUUGAGGCUGGAUGGCUGGAAUGGCUCCUGCAUUUGCUGCUCUUUGCAGGGGAUUCUUUGGUAGUUGCAUACCAGGACUGUGGAAACCAUGAUCCUGAGUUCAGACAAUAUAACAAGCCAUGAUGGUUCAGAGAAACCAUUUAUCAAGACAUCAUUUCCUGUUGUGGUUUCUAAAGACUAAACUUGCCAUGUUGAAACAUCAUGACUGGGUACAAACAACACAACAGACCAACAAUGGUAAAAAAAAAAAAAUACACCAUGGCUUUUCAUGUUGUCUAAACCUAGCCACUGUUUCAUAGAAUUUUGGCAAGAAAAUUAGAUUUAGCUUUUAAAAAUUAAACUGAGUCUGGGAGUAAAACAUGGAGGAUGCCCAUAAAUUAACAUGUGCUUGUAUAAAAACCUUGGAUUGUUGAAAGUGUAGAAGCUCUGGAAAUUGUUUUCAUAUGAAUUAAAGUUUGAAAAGACUUUAUAAAGGACCAGAGUUUGAAAAGACUUUAUAUGAUUAUUUGCAAAGGUAUUCAAAGGCCUCUAGACAGCUUCUAGAGAGUCAAUGGAUGUGUCUGAUCCCAGUUCUGAAGUUCAAAAAACAGCUCCAUCAUUAGUCUGAGGCAGUGCUUUUUUUGUAAGAAAAAAGGUGCCAGAACUCAUGAAAUUAUUUACCUUUCGCAUGUAGUCAAUCACUGUACACACACCCACACACGUCAGUUGUG
Varanus komodoensis (Komodo dragon) is the source of this 5499-nucleotide messenger RNA. It is a transcript of the gene MFF, whose product is annotated as mitochondrial fission factor. Gene Ontology annotation, biological process: positive regulation of mitochondrial fission. The transcript is spliced from 9 exons. The coding region runs from base 415 to 1269 and encodes 284 amino acids. Gene Ontology annotation, cellular component: peroxisome; mitochondrial outer membrane. The record is from RefSeq and is a predicted model, not a curated record. Lineage: Eukaryota; Metazoa; Chordata; Lepidosauria; Squamata; Varanidae.